This is a messenger RNA of Dendronephthya gigantea, 8575 nucleotides long. RefSeq names its product nucleosome-remodeling factor subunit BPTF-like. The record is from RefSeq and is a predicted model, not a curated record. Gene Ontology annotation, molecular function: RNA polymerase II cis-regulatory region sequence-specific DNA binding. NCBI's taxonomy places the organism in Eukaryota, Metazoa, Cnidaria, Anthozoa, Malacalcyonacea, Nephtheidae. Gene Ontology annotation, biological process: regulation of transcription by RNA polymerase II. Gene Ontology annotation, cellular component: NURF complex.
CAAGAAAAAAUGGAGGCCGUGACAUUUGCGAUUUAAAAAUAGUAAAAAUGAGCUUGAAAAAUACAGGAAACGUGCCAUCUACGAGCGCCAGGGAGGGAGCGUAGCUCGGAGGGCAUUUCUGCUACGAAAUUUGCGGAGAAUAUGGCAAAAGGACGCCGUAAAGGCCGGAGCGAGGCCAAGGGCAAGCGAGGAAAAGCGGCCAAGAGCGGGCAAAAUGGCGAUGCGACGAAUUCUGUCGCGGAUACGGCGGGUUCAAGCGCCUCGAGGAAUAUCAAAACACGCAACCAAGGAAAAGCACAGCCGUAUAAAUACCAGUGUAUGAUUCAAAGCUCGUCUGAUUCUGAGGGCGAUGAUUCUGAUUAUAGUGCUGAAUCUGGCUGUAGUCGGAAUACAGAGGUGAGCCACAUAUCUAAUGAAAGCUACUACCAGAACUGUCGUGUUAAAACGUUUGAUUUUAUCGAGCUUCCCGAAGUCAAAGACCUAGCACUGCCUCCAUCCUCUGAUGACCUUCUAAUUCCAAACAAACAUGUUAUGAACGCUCUUGGAGUUUAUGAAGUUUUAAGACAUUUUGGAAGAAUUCUCAGGCUGUCCCCUUUCAGGUUAGAGGAUUUUGCCGCAGCGCUGAUUGCAAAUGAAAAGUCGGUACUCAUGGAUCAGAUCCACCUUAAUCUCAUUAGAGCUAUAAUUACAGAGGAUGAAUCAAACGCCUACAGUUUUGCGGCACAUGAUGAGAAAGAAAGUAUCAAUUUGUUUUUAUAUUUCCUUGAUACAUUCACAUGGCCUGAGGUUGUGCGGAGUUAUGUGAAAGCCAACUCGGAAUUUGGAAAUACUGGCUUGUGUAUUAAUGGUGGUGAUUACCCAUUAGUCUCGGUUGAGAAAAAGCUCGAGGUUUUACGCAAGUUGACCGAACAGUUUCUAUCAUCAAAUGCGGUUAGAGAAGAUAUCCUCAACGAGGGUAUGUUCCAAUCUGAGGAUCAUUGCCGGAACUGCUCUAAGAUGGGUGAUCUGCUUUGUUGUGAAUCAUGUCCGGCUGUGUUUCACCUUCAUUGUCUUAAACCGCCCUUGGAAGAGGUUCCGCAAGGUGAUUGGCUGUGUCCUCUGUGUACGGUUGACCGAGUACAAGGUGUUACGGACUGCGACUUUCCAGGCGAUGUGAUGAAGAGUUACAGAAAUUCACCAAUAGGCGUUGAUAGAAUUGGAAGGAAGUACUGGUUCUUGACUAGAAGGAUCUUUGUAGAGGGGGGAAAUGAGACAUAUUACUACAGCACUCCAUCGCAAUUGGACGAAUUGUUACAUUACCUUGAGCGCGAUGGUGAUGAGAGUAGAUUGGUGGCUGGAAUUAAAGGUUGGUACGAUGAGAUCAUUCUUCACAUGGGAAUCACCAAAGAACUUACAGACAACUUCAAAGAAGAUAAAAAAUCUGCUUUAGAUGAAGAUCUGAGAUUUCAUGCGAAAUCUGAACCCAAGACUGGAACAGUUAUAUUUGAUGAAAAAGGUAUUCCAAAGUUUAACCUGGUGCCAAAAUUGAAUUUCAUAUCCGAUGAUUCGGUGAAAGAGAAGAUAAUUUCUUGGCAAGAAACGUUGGCAGAAACAACUCCUGCGUUAGCAAAGGAUGCCUCGAAUACACCUGUGGAUGGGGACUCGAAGGAUGGCAAGUGUGAUGCUGAAAAGAGCUGUGCUGUGGAUACUGCUGAUAGUGAAAAUUCACAAGGCAAAUCUUCCGUGGAAGACAUGAAAAAACCAAAAGCAGAAAUCAAGAAAACGGCUGCUCCUGAAGUGAACAGCAAAAUAGCUGCAAAUCCUCGAAAACAGCCUCCAACUCAGAGAAACCUAACGAUACUAAAGAACAGGCUCAAGAUGUUUCAAACAGUAACUCUGCUAGCUUGCUAUCCAAGAGCACUUCAGGUGAAAACGCAACGGAUGUUUCGAAAGGCUGAUUUGUCUGGGGGUAAACAAAGUACAAAAGAGAAGAAGACCACUGGAAUUUCUAAGGAUGGCCCAGUAGAGGAUGCCAGCGAAGCAUCCACUAAAACACUUGAGAAUCCAGUUAAAACAAACUCUGAUAACCUUAAAACGAAAGCGUCAGUCGCAUCCUCCGGGCAAACUGUGUCAACUCCUGGUCAAAGUUCAACAGCCUCAAAAUCUGAAAACAGUAAAAUUGGAACCACAUCCGCGAAAACUUCCAAAGUUCAAACAGUCACUUUGGUGGGGUGUACAAAACCUACCACUCCUGUUUCCACGGCGGGCAAAGUUCAAGCCAAUUCGGUUUCGAAUCAAAGCAACGCAUCUGGCACGGUUAAAAUUGUCGGGCAUAAUGGCUUACCAACGGCGACAGGCAGUGCUUCCAGCGUCACGAUAGGUAUGAACAAAUCUGUGGGCAUUAAGAUCCAAGAAGUUAAGAAAGAACGGCCGCUGUUUAAGCUGGGGAUGGAGAAGACCUACGAACAGUACGUUAAUCAAUUCUCCAGCAACAUUCUCGCGAAGAACAAGCAGCAAGCGCAAGAGGAACGAGAUCGCAAACGAGGGAUAUCCACCAAGUUCAAUUUAGCUGAAUACAACUACACCGGGUCCAUCAUUGGUGGUCUUGAGAGGAUCUUGCUUACCUUAAGAUGUUCCAUAGUCACGCUGGAGACCUCCAUACCUACGGCGUUUAUGCAUCCGAUGUGGCCCGUACAGCGUUCGACCUGGGUCAAAGCCGUUCACAUGAGUCGCACAGCUGCCGAGUUCGCGUCCGUUUUGACCUUUUUUGAAAGUUUCAUCAAGCCGGUCGUGAUGCGGAGUGUUUGCAACGACGCCGUUGGACAUCUUGAGUUCUUUAGAAAUUUAACGGAGUCGAAAACAGGAGCAUUGAAGAAACCGGUGAAAGAAGAGGAGGAUGAUGUGAAGAAGAUAGAAAGUUCCCAUGGUCCCAAGUACUACUCCUGGCUACCGAACCACCAAAUUUGGAAACACAGGGGGGAGGAGUAUCGAAUCUACGGUGGUGGGGGAUGGGAGUGGGUCAGUCAAAACCGCAAGCGGAAGCUUCUCGAUCCUAUUACGAAGGACGAACGAGCUGCAAAAAUCGCGAAGUUUGAGAAAACCUUCGACAAGGCUUUGAAACGAAAGCUGGUUAAGAAACAUAAAAUUGUGUUGGAGGCCAAGAAAGUGAAGUCAUCAAAGGCAGGAGAUGUGCAGGCAAGCAGCACGAGCCAAACACGUGUCGGCAGCACCGUGAGCACGGCGAAAGCACGUGGUGGCGUCAUGGUAAAUGCAAAUCAGAUUGGAGUCAGUGGUAGUAGUGCUCAGCCUGGAAGGACACAGACCACAGCUAGUACUACAGUUGCAACAUCAGUUAGUACAGCUGUAACCUCUGGUAGUGUAACGUCUACAGUUGUAACCUCUCCUCCAUCUGCUACCAGCGUUUCAUCAGCAGGACAGUCACUCAGCAGUGCCCCAACACAAACACAGACUGUGACUGGUAUUUCCACUGUAGGGUCGGUCACCAGUUCCAGGUCCCUCUUCCGAUCCUUACCAAGUGGACUGAGACACCCAAUUACAAAAAAACACACGCCAACGUCGAUGUCUAUUUCUCAAGGAACCGCAGCUGUAACGAGCACUCCAGUCACAUCUGCAACUGCACAGGUGCAAUCAAAUAUGCUCCCACCUGCUACAUCCACCCCACCUCCUAUUUCAACUACACUGCAGUCCACCUCUUCAGAAUCCUCCACAACUGUCAACCCACCAGUCCAAGUCUCAAACCCACCUAUACCCAGCACAACUGUAUCAGCUACAACAACAAAUACCUCAACAGAAAGUUCAAGUAAUCCACCUGCAACCAUUGAUGGUGAUGCUCCAGUGUCUACAGCGUCAAGAGAUGUCAAUCAAACGACAACCCCAACUGAUCAUUUGGUGCUCUCUAGUCAAGGAUCAACCAGUGACCAACUAUCUAGAAACCAGCCAACCAGUGACCAGCCAACCAAUGACCAGCCAGCCAGUAACCAACCAACCAGUGAUCAGCCAACCGAUGACCAGCCAGCCAGUAACCAACCAACCAGUGACCAACCAACCAGUGGCCAACCAACCAGUGGCCAACCAACCAGUGGCCAACCAACCAGUGGCCAACCAACCAGUGGCCAACCAACCAGUGACCAACCAACCAGUGACCAACCAACCAGUGACCAACCAACCAGUAGCCAGCCAUCCAGUAACCAACCACCCAGUGACCAACCAACCAGUGGCCAACCAACGAGUGGCCAACCAACCAGUGACCAACCUACCAGUGACCAACCAACCAGUAGCCAGCCAUCCAGUAAUCAACCAACCAGUGACCAACCAACCAGUGGCCAACCAACCAGUAGCCAGCCAGUUAGUGACCAGCCAACCAGUGACCAGCCUACAAGUAACCAACCAGUACUCUCAUCAGUCACCAAUGUACCGAUAGUUUCAAAUACAGACACUGUCUCUUCCUCCACAAGAACCUCCCUCAACUCCACUGUAUCUUCAACUUACUGUACUCUUCCACCAGUCUCGUCCACACUACCAGCGAUGAUCUUUGACGAGUCUGUAGAACCAAACAAAUCUGCUGUCAAUAACAGCAGCAGUGUGACUAUGCAGUGUGGGAAUACAGAACAAACCGCUGGUAAAAUUCUUGGUGAUUUAACCAGUAAUUGCACCCCCAGUGGUUCCAAAAGUGAUGGUUGUUCUGGUCAAAUUGAUGGUACAGAUCCUGGCAGCUCUGCUGGAGAGAAGUCUUUGUCUGGUACAGACAACAAUGAUGGUAGCGGGAAUGAGACAGAAACACCAAAUCACAUCGAGUCAGAACUGUCGAAUACAAAACGCGAUCUUCCCAUAGGCAAUGAAGUGGUUGCCAGUGCAAAUGAAAAAAUGGACGUAGAUGUGAUCGACACUGUGGAUACUAAAGAAGACUCUUCUAAGAUGGAAUCUGACGUCAACGUAGUUGAAAACGAUUCACAGAAAGAGAAAGAGAUUGCUGAUCCAUGCGAUAACAAAGAUGAGACCUCGUCGUGUUCCAAGAACGAUACGAACUCUGAUUCAUCACAGGGAACUGCGGGAAAAGACCCUGCAGUUGUGGAGAAGAUGGAAGUCGAUGAUCCCAAGGAACAACUUAAUGAAGUAAAUAAAGAUGCGUCAUCAACCAGUGAAAAUACAAGUGGUACUAAAGAGGAGGUCCCGAUGUCUUUUGCUGAUCCCAGAAUUGGUAAACAACAGAAAGAAAGCACAGUAUCAAUGCCAUCAAGUGAAGUCGUCAAAUCCACUUCAACCACAACUCAAGUCUCUACAACCGUAUCGCUGGUAUCCGCUACCAAAUCUGUAGCCCCCGCAUCUCAAAACUCUACCACUAAGACACCCUCGUCACAAGCGGUCGCAACUAAAGCUCCCGCUAACUCAUCUCAACCUGCCGCGUCCCAGGCAUCCGUAACGCAGAUAUCCGCAGCUCCGUCGCAAGCUUCCGCAUCACAGACAACCACAACCGCGUCUUUACCGAGUUCAGUGAGUACGGUCAGGAUUGAGACGUCAGGAAUUGGACUAAACAGUCUCACACCGGAGAAGGUCCUGAAAUUUAUCGCAGAUGAGUUGAUGAAAGAAUCAGACGCGGGUAAAGCUCUUUUGACCGGCGUCGCUGCUUCCAUCUCCACCUCCGAAGGAAAGGUGAUUAUAAAACCAGAACCUGCUACAACCAGUGUGACAGGUAUAAAGUCCUCAACAGAACCUGUCAGACCGGUUGCCGUGAUGCAAAGUGGGCAGAUUUCGUCGCCAGUUCGCCUGAUACUACAAACAGUCCCUGGUCAUCCAGUCAUACCAGGGGUGUUGAAAAACACCCAGGUUGUUCACACCGGGGUAAGCCAAGGGAAGCCCCUCACCCCUAUUGCUCCCGCGCAACGGAUCGUAAUCAGCAACCUUCCAAGCGGAACCGUCCUAGGAUCACAAGGUCAGGUCCUAGCCUCGCCCAAUCUAUCAGGAACAAAGGUAAUACGAAUGACAUUUCCACGCGGAAAGGGAUCACCAUCUGUAGUAAGUUCAUCGAAAGUUACCACCGUUAGUAAAGCUGUACCAGCAAGUACUGUUACCAGUAAAACCGCGGUGACACCCAAGAGUACCACUACUCCUUCUCAAACCACAAGCACUCCAGCCAAGCCUGCCAUGGAGAACUUCCCAAUGCGACACGCCGUUAUUAAGGAUCCCAAAGUCCUAAUAAACCUAAGCUUGAGGAAAUGGAAAAGACGAUGUAGUAGAAAAAGUGUGUUUGUUUUGGACAAGAAUAUGGUUCGAGCCUUGGCUCGGCGUGGCGGCCUUAAAGAAGUCCAAGGUUUUCAUUAUAGCACGAAGUGGAACAGCCUCAAUUAUCCCCAGGACUUUCCUCGUCCCUCGCUCAUGACCGCGUGGAGAUACCGAACGCAGAGCAUACGCACCUUAGCAGCAGCGGCUAUUCAAACCCGGAUACUUAAUGCAAGCAUGAAGUGGGAUGAAAUGAAUAUUCGACCUCCUCGGGGAAGCAGCAAUACACUCAAGACAAGCUCAGGAACGAUAACGACGGAAAUCACAGAUCGUAAAUUCAUGAGUAACGAUGGUUUACGUGUGCAGUACCGUGUCCGAAAGACGAUCAGGACCCUGAGUGCGCCCUCCAGUAUUGUGAAACCCCCACCCGCCCCGACCCACACGAAAAGUGGUCGCGAGCUGAGACCUAAAGUACAGUCCUUGUAUACGUACGAGACCGAACCAGACGCACCCCUGGUACCCAAAGUCAUUGAAGCCUGGUGUGCUGAAGAAAAGCUCGAGUUAUGGGAAGUGCGACAAUACUGCGAGAAAAUCGAACGAGAAAGAGCCUUGAUUCGCGAGAAACAGCUCCAGGAGGAAUACGCGAAGAAACAGUUUGAAAUGAAGGCUGAUUUAGUGAGAAGAACUCAGCUACAGAUACAGCAACAACAGCAGCUCAUGCGAGAGAAACGCAAGCUGCAAAAGGCGGGAAAACUUGAUGUCAAACCAAGCGUCACAGUGUCCAGUCCUCUUGUGAAGUUCCCGCAACAGGCCACGCAGAGAGUGCUGUUUCCAAGACCUCAGGCCAACCCUCGGGUGACACCAGGAACCAAUGAAAUUCUGGCCAAUCUUCAAAGGACAGAAAACGCGGGAACACCAGGCGUGAAGAAGUCGAUAUCAAUGAGUCUGAUCCCUCAACCCCAGCCGACCAAAUCUCUUGCAAGAAUGGCAGCCAUGAGUCAACGCCUCAAACACACCUCAAGAGAUACCGUGAAACAAGCGAAGAAAAUGAAAACUGUUCGAAGGAAUUAUUCCUUACCAAUGUAUCCCAUGGCCUCCAAGUACUUGACUACUGAGAGUCGUGAGGAACUGAGCAGAACGGCGGCGUGUCGACGCACUCUCGAUCAAAUAAUUGAAAAAAUCGAAAGAAAUGAGAAAAACGAGGAACGCAAAGAGAUGCGAAAACGUUUCCGUGAGGAGAACAUGGUGUUGAAAAUGGCGAGGUUGAACAGCCAGAAACUGGACAGCCUCUUGCAGAAACGCAAAGAAUCUUUGAAGAAACAAAUCAUGAGAAAGCGAGCUUUGUUGGAGAAAGACAUGACUCAACAAAUUCACGGAGAACUGGCCUUGUUGAGGAAGAGACCCUGUGAUAGCAGUGAUGGCGAGGAAUAUCCGUAUGUUCCUCGGAAGAGAUUGAAGCAAGAGGGACCGUUGUAUUGCGUUUGUAAAACACCGUAUAAUGAUACUGAGUUCUACGUUGGUUGUGAUUUGUGUAAGAACUGGUUCCAUGGUCGCUGUGUUGGUAUCUCCUCGGAAGAUGCUGACGCUUUGAACGAAUAUGUCUGCAACGAAUGCAUUCAGAAACAAAAAACUGUCGAGGAAGAGGAACUUUACUGCCUCUGUAGACAACCAUACGAUGAAACCAAAUUCUACGUUGGGUGCGACAGAUGUCAAGGAUGGUUUCAUGGUAGCUGUGUUGGUAUAACACAGACCGAGGCUGACAAUAUUGAAAGUUAUAUAUGUCCAAAAUGUAAGAACAAUGCCGAUAACAAGGACCAGAGGCCGCUGACAGACAAGGACUAUGAGUCGUUGAAACGGAUAGUUCGUUCAUUACAGUGUCACAAAAUGGCGUGGCCAUUCCUGGAACCAGUUAGACCAGAAGAGGCUCCUGAUUAUUUCAACAUUAUCAAAGAACCAAUGGAUUUGUCAAAAAUCCAGGAUAACAUGCAGGCGAAGACGUACAAAAGACUUGUAUGUUUUGUAGCUGAUGUUUCAAAGAUUUUCAACAACUGUCGUCUUUAUAACCCCAAAGACUCUUCUUUCUAUCGCUGCGCUGAAGUUGUGGAGCGAUUUUUCGUGCAAAAACUGACUGCCUUCAAAGCUACAAAACGCUGAACAUCUAACAAAUUUGCCAUUCCAACUUAGAAUUGUAAAAUUUGUAAUGUUUUUCAUCCACAAAGCUCUUGUGUUGAAUUGAGUGGUCAGGAGACUCCGUCAAAAGAUGAAGAAUUUAUGUGAAGAUUAUUACGUUAUCUAUUUGAAAUUAACAUUAUCUAUGACAAACAGAAAAGCAAAGACUGAUAAAUAAAUGUGACUCGGC